AUGUCAGUUCCAAAUACCAGCAGCUUGACCCCAAGCUCGUUCAUCCUCAAUGGCAUUCCAGGGCUGGAAGCAGCGCACGGAUGGAUCUCCCUCCCAUUCUGCACCAUGUACGUCAUCGCCAUCACAGGGAACUUUGGCCUCAUGUAUCUCAUCUACGGGGAGGAAGCCCUGCAUCGGCCCAUGUACAUCUUCCUGGCCAUGCUGUCCUUCACAGACGUGCUGAUGUGCACCAGCACCCUGCCCAACACGCUCUUCAUCUUUUGGUUCAACCUCAAGGAGAUCGACUUCAAUGCCUGCUUGGUUCAGAUGUUCUUUGUCCACACUUUCACGGGGAUGGAGUCCGGGAUGCUCAUGCUCAUGGCCCUUGACCGCUACGUGGCCAUCUGCUUCCCACUGCGCUAUGGUGCCAUCCUCACCAGGCCCGUCAUCGCCAAGGCUGGGCUCCUUACCUUCCUGAGAGGCGUCAUGCUGGUCAUUCCCUUCGCUUUCCUCACCAAGAGGCUGCCCUACUGCCGGGGGAAUCUCAUCCCCCACACCUACUGCGACCACAUGUCUGUGGCCAAAGUGUCCUGCGGCAACGUAAAGGUCAAUGCCGUGUAUGGUCUGAUGGUUGCCCUUCUCAUCGGGGGCUUUGACAUCCUCUGUAUCACCGUCUCCUACACCAUGAUCCUCAAAGCAGUGGUCAGCCUGAAAUCCGCAGACGCCCGGCAGAAGGCCUUUGGCACCUGCACGGCGCACCUCUGUGCCAUCGUCAUCACUUAUGUUCCAGCUUUCUUUACCUUCUUCACCCACCGCUUUGGAGGCCACACCAUACCACCACACAUCCAUAUCAUUAUGGCCAAUCUCUAUUUGCUCCUGCCCCCCACUAUGAACCCCAUCGUCUACGGGGUAAAGACCAAGCAGAUUCGGAAUUGUGUCAUUAGAUUCUUCUUUCAGAAAAAAGAUGCUUCCUCUCAAAGCAUCUGA
This is a messenger RNA of Gracilinanus agilis (Agile Gracile Mouse Opossum), 966 nucleotides long. RefSeq names its product olfactory receptor 52N1-like. Gene Ontology annotation, molecular function: olfactory receptor activity; G protein-coupled receptor activity. The record is from RefSeq and is a predicted model, not a curated record. Gene Ontology annotation, biological process: G protein-coupled receptor signaling pathway. Bases 1 to 966 code for a protein of 321 amino acids. Gene Ontology annotation, cellular component: membrane. Lineage: Eukaryota; Metazoa; Chordata; Mammalia; Didelphimorphia; Didelphidae. The transcript has a single exon.